Messenger RNA from Monomorium pharaonis (pharaoh ant), 1797 nucleotides. Its product is annotated as G-protein coupled receptor 143. Gene Ontology annotation, cellular component: plasma membrane; melanosome membrane. Gene Ontology annotation, molecular function: L-DOPA binding; L-tyrosine binding; L-DOPA receptor activity. The transcript is spliced from 6 exons. Gene Ontology annotation, biological process: melanosome organization; cell surface receptor signaling pathway; G protein-coupled receptor signaling pathway. The record is from RefSeq and is a predicted model, not a curated record. Bases 65 to 1195 code for a protein of 376 amino acids. NCBI's taxonomy places the organism in Eukaryota, Metazoa, Arthropoda, Insecta, Hymenoptera, Formicidae.
UCGAGUAAGAUAGUGAAGAGGCAGAGACGCGCUCUGGACUCGACUGCGAUAACAUCCGAUAAUAAUGGCCGAUCCAACCCUACAAACGUUCUGCUGUCAUCACACAAAUCGGACGGAUCGGGCGAUAGCGCUAAUGCAGGAAUUCAAUACGGAUGCGUACAACACAGUGUGCAUGCUCUCAGCGACAAUGGGCAUGAUAGGCGCGAUUUAUCAGAUACUACCCCGAGAGGAUUCAAAUAGUUCUUAUCGUUGGAGGAGUUUUUCCAGAGGACGAGAUAUUAUUGUAUGGCUCGCUGUUGCCGAUCUCUUAGCAUCUUUAGGUCCAGUUUAUUAUCGCAAAUUGAUUAUGCCAAUAAGUGUGUUUGUGAGAUCAGCGUUAUGGAGGAAUUUCAAGUCUAUCAUGCCGAUGGAGGGUGAUAUGCCGAACGUGGUGUUCUGUGCCUUCUUGUCGGCGUGGAUCCAGUAUUUUUACAUGGCCACAUGGAUAUGGACGUUGUGCUAUGCGGUAGACAUGAAACUACUGCUGGGAGACAAAAAUGGACGUCCUACGUGUUAUCACACCUUGGCCUGGGUACUUCCUGCCGUUCUCACCUCAUUCGGACUGAUCAUUCUGUAUAUUCCGGACGCAAACUGUCACAGCCUGACGUCAUUGUCUAGCGCGAUACUUCGUAUUCUUCCGAACUACUUCGCCACAUACGUACUGCUGGCGGUGGUCAUGAUCGUGAAUCCCAUCUUGUACGUCGCAUCGACUCGGGACCUUGAGACGGCGGUUUUGCACAGCAUGGCCCAGAUGACCAGUAGAGAACGGAGGUUGAUACAAACGAUUAGACUAAAAUUCGCUCUCAUCAAUGUUGUCUACUACGUGUGUUGGACGCCCAAUCUAAUUAAUGGAGUAUUAUUGUGGACCUUGUGGUUCCAGCUCCCAAUCAAGGCGAUCAUCACUUUGUGGUACAUAAUGGCUGUAACAAAUCCCCUCCAGGCGUUCUUCAACGCAAUUGUUUAUCAGUCGUGGACCAGAAGGGAGAAGUUACGCUUUGAAUGUUGCCAAGAUGUCAAGUCGAGCACCAAUAUAAAUUUAAACACGAUCGUCAAAAUAGACAGCGACGUGCACAUUUCCGAAUCGUCGCCAUUGCUGAGUUCACAAACGAAACAGAAAAUACCGCAUAUUAGUAUAAAUGGAUCUUCGUCUCUAUGAAGACUUAUUUUAUUGCGUCUCUCAAAUGUGUAAAUAGUACGCGCCAUAUCAUAGUGUUAAAGAAAAAUCUAAUAUAUAAAGUUUUUAUAUAUUAUUAAACCAGACUCGUGCGAAUCGCGCAUCUUCGUUCACAGGUGCGACUCCUACAAGAUUUCUCAGAAGACGUCUAGAUAAAGUAAUAUUUUAUUUUAAAAUUUUUCGAAACAUCCUGCGAUAAGAGAAAUUUUGUAUAAAAUAGAGUUUUUUAAUAUAUUACACAGAGAAAUCGUAUUAAAAUAUAGUUUUUUAUACAUUAUACAUUCGCGAUAUAAUAAACACAAAAUGGAAGGACGUAACUUAAUUAAUAUUUAGCGAUAAUUUACUGAGAAUUGAGAUUUUGAGACGUAACAACGAAGAAGAUGCAAGACGAAAAGCGACCGCAUCAUACAAGUUUUUUUAAACAGAAGAUUUAGUAUGUAUACACAUUUACAAUAUAUAAUUGACUGCUUGAACUACUUUGAAAAGAUAAGGUGCCUUUUUAAAAGAUGAUAAAUAUUCGUUUUUACAAGUAUGUGUAUAUAAUGUGUUCUCAUAAAUAAAAAGAUAUAUAUAACAAAAUAGAA